Eublepharis macularius is the source of this 800-nucleotide messenger RNA. RefSeq names its product prefoldin subunit 4 (gene PFDN4). NCBI's taxonomy places the organism in Eukaryota, Metazoa, Chordata, Lepidosauria, Squamata, Eublepharidae. Bases 143 to 547 code for a protein of 134 amino acids. Gene Ontology annotation, cellular component: cytoplasm; prefoldin complex. The record is from RefSeq and is a predicted model, not a curated record. The transcript has 4 exons. Gene Ontology annotation, biological process: protein folding.
CUGCUGCAGGGCAGGGCAUUGCACUCUUAUGCUGAAUUAGACCAUCUGUUGUCUGGCUGUUACUGACGGUGGCUCUCCAAGGCUUCAGGCAGAGAAAGAUCCUUGAGCUGGAAAUGCUUGGGUUGAAUUUUGGGUCUCCUGCAUGCAAAGUGGGCCCAGCUCCAAAGCUGCAGAAGAUGUCAACGUUACAUUUGAAGAUCAACAAAAAAUCAACAAGUUUGCAAGAAACACCAGCAGAAUUACAGAACUGAAAGAAGAAAUCGAGGAUAAAAAGAAACAGCUUCAGAACCUGGAAGACGCGUGUGAUGACAUCAUGAUGCUGGAUGAUGAUUCUGUGCUGAUACCAUACCAAAUCGGAGACGUCUUCAUUAGCCACCCCCAAGAAGAAACUCAAGAAAUGUUGGAGGAGGCAAAGAAAAACCUGCAGGAAGAGAUUGGAGCUUUGGAGUCACGAGUAGAAUCCAUCCAGAGAGUAUUAUCAGACCUCAAAGUCCAACUAUAUGCAAAGUUUGGCAACAAUAUAAAUCUUGAGGCAGAAGAUAAUUAAAUAUCCUAAAAAUAGUAUCUGUUUUUUUCUUUUGUACUAAUUGUUUCCCUGUUACAAUUAUGCUUUAAGAGGCCCCACCCAUUUGUUUUUUAAGGAAAAUUAUAUUUGGUUGACUGUUCAAUGUAUUUAAUGAACAGAUUUUUGCAUACUGUAAUUAUUUAUGUUAAGACCAUAAAUCCAAAUACUGCUGGUUCAUCAUCAAAGUUGGUUGCUUAAAAGUUUAUUGAAAUAAUAAUUAAAAUAAUAAGCAUCG